Eucalyptus grandis is the source of this 767-nucleotide messenger RNA. Its product is annotated as BTB/POZ domain-containing protein At4g08455. The record is from RefSeq and is a predicted model, not a curated record. Gene Ontology annotation, cellular component: cytoplasm. Lineage: Eukaryota; Viridiplantae; Streptophyta; Magnoliopsida; Myrtales; Myrtaceae. Bases 1 to 564 code for a protein of 187 amino acids. Gene Ontology annotation, molecular function: ubiquitin protein ligase binding. The transcript has 2 exons. Gene Ontology annotation, biological process: proteasome-mediated ubiquitin-dependent protein catabolic process; regulation of proteolysis.
AUGGUCUUGAUGAUCGCCGCCGAGGGUGGUCCCAAAGGAGGCCCUUCCAUGCCGGUGCCGGUUCACAGGGACAUUCUGGUAAUUGUUUCCUUUUAUUUGCUUGGAAUGAGUCGGUCCCCAAUAUUUAAAGCAAUGCUUGUGAAUGAGAUGGAAGAAAGCCGAAGCGACACCAUUAAGAUAAGUGACAUGUCGUAUGAUGCCCUCCAUGCAUUUGUCAACUUUCUUCAUGCCGAAGCAUGCGUCAAUGAGCAAAUGGCUUGUGAGCUUCUGGUAUCAGCUGAAAAGUACCAGGUGGAGCAGCUUAAAGCUUACUGCGAGAAGUUUUUGGUAUCCAAAUUAAAUUGGGACAACUCGAUCAAAUACUAUGCCUUUGCGCACCAGCACAAUGCCAAGCAUCUACUUGAGGCCGCCACGUCCUUAAUCUCAGACAACUUGGAUAAGCUCAGAAAACGUCAAGAAUACCCUCUACUCGUUGAAGAGGACCCAUGCCUUGGGUUGGAGUUACUAAAAGCAUGUCUUGUAAGGUGGGAAAACAAUGCAGCACUUGAUACUUCUGCGAAGUAAUAGUUUCGUUUGGAGAAAGGAAAUUUGUAACAAGAAUUAGGGCUUUGUUGGUUUUAAUAAUCCUUUUUCUCUUGAAAAGGAUAUUCUUGAUGACUUCGGCUUUGGGGAGCAUUUUGUGGGUCAGUGCCAGCCAUUUGCGGUGCUUAUUUAUAUGCACGACAGGGACCAAACUUUGAAACUCUGUUGUGUGAGCUUGGAGUUCA